CUCGCCGGAUGACGCGACGCUUCACAGCGCAGGAGUGAGGUGGACAGAUAAGAAGUAGACGUGUUUGUUUUCUCCCUCUCUCGGUUAUUUUCUACAUUAUCUAAACCAGCUGAAGGAAUUAGAGAUAGUUAAUCGACAUACGGACUAAAUAUGUCCACAGACAGCUAAGAUAGCGAGUUUUUGUACAGAUUCGGCUGGACUGUCAUCGGGUUAACCUGUGGAUCGACUCACUUGGGUUAGGCUAGCUUGUUAGCUAGCGUUAGGUUAGCUAGCGUUAGCUUGCUGUAGCUCGCUAUGCUUCUCCGAGCGGCUGUAGGAGCUCGUUUCUCGUCUAGAACAGACUAAUAGGACUCACAGAAGCUCAUUUUAGCACAUGUUGUUAAAAUGCUGUCGUGUGGGUUCGGUUUAAGAAGCUGAGCGGCUCGUUUGUGCCAUUUGUAAAAAGCUACGAGCGACUGUCGUGCUCUGGUUAGCUAGUGCUAGUGCUAACUAACCCAACAGACUAGCAGCAGUUAAGCUAAAUCUCUGGUUUAGAGGAUCCUGGUGAUCAGCUCCACAUCUGCCAGCAUGGAUUUCCACAGAGUGCUGUCCAUGGCUUCUGAAAAGCAGAGCGGUAGCAAUGCACAGAAGAGAUAUAGCUUGACACCUGGCCCACCCAAAAAAGACCCCAAGGUGAAAGGUGUCAAUUCAGCUGCAGUGCAGGCGUUUCUAAAAAAGCAAGAAACUGAACAUAAAAAGAAAGAACUGCUGAAAAAAAAGGAGAAAGAAGAACUUUUAGCUAAAAGAGUGGAACUGAAAUCUGACAGAAAGGCCCGCGCCAUGGCUUCGCGCACCAAGGACAACUUCAGAGGCUACAAUGGCAUACCUGUUGUGGAACAGCCCAAGAAGAGGCGGUCCAAGGGAGAACCGGGUGAUCAAAUUCAGGACACCAGUGAUGUUUAUGAUGAUGAGGACGAUUAUGAAUAUGCAGAAACUGACUCAGAAUCAGAGCCAGAACCCACACCGGUAAGGCCUCAACCCCGCAGUGAUGGUCCAAGCAAAAUGAGCCAUUCACAGAAAAAACCUAGUGCUCCACCUAAAGGUUCUCGACCCCCAAUGAACUUUGCAGAUCUUUUAAGACUUGCAGAGAAAAAACAGUUUGAACCUGUCGAGUUAAAACCUGUGACUAAGAAACCUGAGGGGAGGCUUCGCACUGCAGAUGAAAUUAGGGAGUUGGAACUUGAGCGCAAGGUUAAGAAACAAGACAGAGGGAAAGACAGUAAAGGUGACAGAAGUUCAGGGCAAAAAGAAAGCAAACCCACCUCAAACUCCCACAAGAAAAAUGGGCAUGACAGGGACAUUAGGGAAGGCAAGCCACAUAAGUCUUCAGGUGAAAAACAACCCAGUGGAGUUAGCAAAGCACCAAAGCAAAACAUGCCAAGUGAGCGGCCGCACAGUUCUGCCAAGUUAUCUAAUGCAAAUGGGUCCAAACAUAGUUCUAGCUCCUCAGGUGCCUUAAGUGGUAAAACUGCCAUAAAAGGUGGUGGCCCAGUCUCAAGCAAGCAAGCAGUACCCAGGCCUCAAUCAGGCCAAAAGACUAGCCCCUCAAGUGACCUUACCUCGAAGAAGGGUUAUCCUGGAUUACCUCAAAAAAGAUCAAGUGGUUCUGGAAGCAGACAUGGAGCUGACUCGAACCCAUCUAGACCGCCAGGCCAUGGGCAGGGCAUCAAAGGAUCUGGCCAGGUCAGACCCGGACAGAGUAUGUCAAGCAAGGGAGGACCUCCUCAAAAGCCUGGAAAGGGAGAAGUGCCGCGAUCUGGGGGUGCCCCCACUCCUCGACCAGGUAACAAUGGACCUAUGAGAUCUGCACCUGGUGGCCCCUCAAAGCAAGCAGGUACACAGCAACCGAGACCUGGAGGUAGUCAGCAGAGUCGUCCGGUGCCUGGAGGAGCAAGACCCUCUGCAAAUGGACCUAGUAGGUCUGGUGGUGGUGUGCCUGCACGACCAUCAAACAGCAUGGGCCAAGGACCUGGAAGACCCCAGUGUACUGGUGUGCCUGCACGACCAUCAAACAGCAUGGGCCAAGGACCUGGAAGACCCCAGUGUACUGGUGUGCCUGCACGACCAUCAAACAGCAUGGGCCAAGGACCUGGAAGAACCCAGUGUACUGUUGUGUCAGAGACAAUUUCAUCUAAGAACUUUGCACCCAAACCAGGAAUGGCUCCAAGGCCUUCGGCUCCCCAAGGACCCAAAACAGUGAUAGGACCAACAGGCCAUAGAAUUCUGGUCAGACCAAAUGGAGUAGCUCUACCACCAAUAACCUCCAGCUACAAGCGGAAGUAUGAAGAUGAAGAAGAAGAAUAUGACUCUGAGAUGGACGACUUCAUUGACGAUGAAGGAGAAGAGCAAGAUGAAAUUUCUAAGCAUAUCAGGGAAAUCUUUGGCUAUGAUCGAACCAGAUACAAAGAUGAGAGCGACUAUGCGUUAAAGUAUAUGGAAAGCAGUUGGAAGGAACAGCAGAAGGAGGAGGCAAGAAGCCUGCGUAUGGCUGUGCUUGAGGAUCAGGAGGAAGAACGACGAGAGCUGGAAGAGAUGAAAAGAACAGCAGCUAAAAGGAGAAAAUGACAUGAUUGUUAUGUAACUGAUUUGCGCGCCAGGAUGGGCACAGAAAUUCAGCCACCACUGUUUACCUUAAUGCGCCUUUGUUUUUUCUCUGCUUCAGUUUACGCAUGGGUAUCAAGGAAGAUGAGGAGGACAUGCGUAUGGAGGAGGAGGAGAUGAAAAGAAAACAAGCAAUGAAAGCAAAACAGAGAAAGACUUGAUGUGUGGUUUUUGAUGGACUGGCAUUGUGUGAAGAUUCAGGGUUUGAAAUUUCCUUGUGCCACUGUGCAAUUAAUGUUACGUUAUUUAUUUCAGAUAUGCACUAUCAAGAGAUCAUCUCUCAUAGCUGAGCUGUAGAGAAAGUACAAUAUAAUAAUGAGUCACUAACAUUUUUAUAUCCAUGAUGAUGAAAUUAUGUGGGCUGCCUUGGAAUACAAAGCGACAACUUUCAUUACUUCAUUAUUUCAUUAUUUGUUCAGAAUGUCACACAGAUUGGGAGUCUUAUUUUACUACUUGUAAUAUUCAAUUGCUGACUGAAAUGAGAAGCUGCAAUUUUGCAAUGUAUUUUCAUUUUUCUUGUUAAAGUGUUUUGACAGA
Astyanax mexicanus (Mexican tetra) is the source of this 3177-nucleotide messenger RNA. RefSeq names its product SPT2 chromatin protein domain containing 1 (gene spty2d1). Gene Ontology annotation, biological process: nucleosome assembly; regulation of DNA-templated transcription. Gene Ontology annotation, cellular component: nucleolus. The coding region runs from base 568 to 2604 and encodes 678 amino acids. Gene Ontology annotation, molecular function: DNA binding; histone binding. The transcript has 6 exons. The record is from RefSeq and is a predicted model, not a curated record. NCBI's taxonomy places the organism in Eukaryota, Metazoa, Chordata, Actinopteri, Characiformes, Acestrorhamphidae.